AUGGGAAAUGGUCAAGUAGAAACAGCUUGUUUAAAUACACGACAAACCUGUAGCUAUAACAAUCUGCAAGAUUAUUUGAAAUCAAUUCGCGACAUAAAGAAUGUAAAAAUUCAAAAAAUUGCACGAUCUCAAACUGGUCAUGGUGUUUAUGUCGUAAAUCUUACGUCCAACGAUGAAGAAGAGAUUCGGCACUACAGUAAUUUGACGGAUACUAAUACUACAAAAAUAAAAAAGAUCACAGUUUGGAUUGAUGGUGUGAUAAAUCCAACCGAUUGGGUAUCUUUGCCUGCUUGUGUAUAUAUUUUGGAGCAGUUAAUUCAUCCUGGUAUAGAAGAUCUGGAUCUUCGAAGUGGAAUAGAUUGGUAUAUUGCGCCUUUGUGCAACCCAUCUGGUUAUGAGUUUUCAAGAACCGUAAGUAAAUCGGGAGUGUUCACUCUGUAA
Molecule: messenger RNA, 441 nt
Organism: Ctenocephalides felis (cat flea)
Lineage: Eukaryota; Metazoa; Arthropoda; Insecta; Siphonaptera; Pulicidae
Product: metallocarboxypeptidase A-like protein MCYG_01475
Exons: 3
Coding region: 1-441 (146 amino acids)
Biological process (GO): proteolysis
Molecular function (GO): metallocarboxypeptidase activity; zinc ion binding
Source: RefSeq, a predicted model, not a curated record